Messenger RNA from Centropristis striata (black sea bass), 2967 nucleotides. It is a transcript of the gene ism1, whose product is annotated as isthmin 1. The coding region runs from base 753 to 2126 and encodes 457 amino acids. The record is from RefSeq and is a predicted model, not a curated record. Gene Ontology annotation, biological process: negative regulation of angiogenesis. The transcript has 6 exons. Lineage: Eukaryota; Metazoa; Chordata; Actinopteri; Perciformes; Serranidae.
AGAACAGCGUGUGUUUUUAGUAAGCCGUAGUUUGAUAUGGUUUGACUCGUUUCCUCCAGCAGGACUCACGCCAGCCCGUGUCUUUUAUUUUGGUGGGCUCACACUCCGCAGCAGAAUGGAUGAAUACUGUUUUUGAAGAACUCCACAGUGAAGUCUUAACUGGGACGAUAUAUUUUUAACUACCUGUACCACUUUUUUUUCCUCUCCAAAAGGUAGUCUCGUCGAAAAGUGUUGGAUCGCGCAGAAUGUGGACAAAACAAGAAAUGCAUAAAGUGAGGAAAAGUGAAGUGUGAGGCUGAGAAUGUGGCGGGGACACCACGGGGCAACUGGGCUGCAAGUUUCCUGAGCUUUGGAGAUUUGACGAGAGCGCAACAAGAGUGGAAAGUGUUAAUGCUGCGCGUUGGGUCAGCCCUGCAGAAUAUUCUGUGUUAAUUGUCAGAUAAGCGCAUUACCUCAUAGAAUAUCUGACUUUAAAUCAAACUAUAUGGACAGUCAUUAAACAAGGGUCAAUGUUCAUUUAGUUAACAAAGAAAUCCCACUGGAUUCAAAGUAAUCUACAGCACUUUUCCCAGAUUAUUUGAGUGCCCCCCUCUUCCGAUCCUUUUCCCUUCAUUUUUGCAAUUCUGAUUCCCGAAGUGGCUCCGAAGUGGUGUUGCGGCUCCUCGUCCCCGGCGGAUCCGGAGAUUGGAGUCUCUGCACCGGGAGGAGCCCCGGCCACACCGCAGGCUCCCAAGAGCGGCCGCGUCAAAAGGAUGGUGCGACUGGCGGCGGAACUGCUGCUGCUCCUGGGACUCCUACUCCUUACCUUGCACAUCACGGUGCUGCGGAGCAGUCCGCUGCCCCAGGGAAAUGAAACUCUGAGCCUGGAUCAGGACACAGCACUUACAGAGCAGAACAAUAUAAAUGCGAAAAGCAGCUCCUCCACCCAACUGGCUCCUGAAGACCGAAGAUCUGGUCCGGAACACCGGUUGGCCCACCGGCCUGCCACACUCCCCUGGGCACAAGGCAGCAACGUACACAGAGACGGCCCCGGAGCUUUUCUCCUAGAUCUGCACAACUUUCCUGACCUCUCCAAAGCCGAUAUCAAUGGACAGAAUCCCAACAUACAGGUGACCAUCGAAGUGGUGGAUGGACUGGAGGGUCACGAGCCGGAAAAAGGUUUCCGUAAGGAGAGCAAACCCAACUGGGCUUCUCCGAACUGGAGAAACUGGUGGCCUCACUCUUCUUCCCCCUCCUCUUCCACCACUCAUCAAACAGAGGACCACGAUCGCACCUACGGGAGCAAUGGCGAGGACAGCAACUUCCUCAGGCCGCCUGCAGACUGGGACAGGAGAGGAGGCACUGGGGGAGGAAGCAAAGCUCAAACUGAAUAUGACUAUAUGGACGGAGAAGGGGACUGGAGUAACUGGACAGCUUGCAGCGUCACAUGUGGAAAUGGCAACCAGAAGAGAACCAGGUCGUGUGGUUACGCCUGUACAGCCACCGAGUCCAGGACUUGUGACAUGCCCAACUGCCCAGGUAUUGAAGAUGCCUUCAAGACAGCGGCUACUGAAGUGAGCCUGUUAGCUGGAACAGAUGAGUUCAAUGCCACGGAGCUCUUUGGUGUUGACACGGACAGCUGUGAGCGAUGGAUGAACUGCAAAAGCGACUUCUUGAAGAAGUACAUGACCAAGGUGGAGAACGACCUUCCCAGCUGCCCUUGCUCUUACCCCACUGAGGUGGCGUACAGCACAGCAGACGUACACGAUGCGCCCACACGCAGAGAUUUCCGAUGGAAAGACGCCAGCGGGCCAAAAGAGAAGCUGGAGAUCUACAAGCCCACGGCCCGUUACUGCAUCCGAUCCAUGCUGACGCUGGAGUCCACCACGCUGGCUGCACAGCACUGCUGCUACGACGACAGCAUGAAGCUCAUCACUCGCGGCAAAGGGGCCGGCACGCCCAACCUCAUCAGCACAGAGUUCUCGGCCGACCUGCACUAUAAGGUGGACAUCCUGCCCUGGAUCAUCUGCAAAGGAGACUGGAGCCGCUACAACCAGGCCAGACCGCCAAACAACGGGCAGAAGUGUCCCGACAACCCUCAGGACGAGGACUACUACAAACAGUUUGAAGAAGCGAGGGAGUUCUAGUCGGCUGUGGAGUGAAAGGAAAAACAUACACUGCUUAAAUAUUCAGCUAAACCUCAAAAAUGGUGCUGAAACCAUUUUUUUAAAAUUCUGUUUUAGAUCAAAUAACAAAAGAACUUUUAGGCUCUGAGGAACAAGACUUUCUGCUCUUUGAACCAAGAGGAAUGGAAAUCCAACAGAGUCAGAACACUUCAAUGCUCUCAAGGACAUUUUUUGACUUUACCAAAACCAGCCACAAAACAUUGCUCUGUUUUUUAAAAACAUUUUUUUUAUAAAAUAUUUUAAAAAAAGAAUGGAAAUUUUGCCAGUAAUUGUGUCAACAAGAGUAACCCUCAGAUCUGGUCACUAAAGGGAGAACAAAGUUUGUAUUCUUAAAAAGGGAAAAUUAUUAUUCUAGGAAUGUUCGUUUAGAUUGUGUCCAUGUCCGUUGUGUCCAUAGAUUGUUUAUGUUUGGUGAAUCUGAGAGGCCUGUGGUAAUAGAAUAAUGAGAUCCUUCAGGAAUGUGUUGGGUGGGGGGGCGGGGACAGAGAACAGGGUUAUCUAAUUUUCUCCCAUUUUGUCAUUCACAAUAUCCAGGUUCUCAUGUAAGCUUGUGAGUUUAUUUAGCAUGCACAUUUUUUUUUUUACCAUUAAUUUACAACCAUGUCCCUUGUGUCUCUGAGGCAGAUCUUUAUUGUAAAAAGCCUGCAUUAUUUUUGUAAAGUAUUUAUUAAGUUGUAGCUGUGUCUGAUGGGUGUCUAUGACUGUGGUUUCUGAUUCACAUAUGGCUGAAUGCUAACUUGAGAUUCCUCUCUAGCUCAAACUUUGGCAUAAAUGUGUGUAUUUGUGUCUCAAGUUAGGAUUA